Messenger RNA from Microthlaspi erraticum, 276 nucleotides. NCBI's taxonomy places the organism in Eukaryota, Viridiplantae, Streptophyta, Magnoliopsida, Brassicales, Brassicaceae. The record is from the annotation of a GenBank genome assembly.
AUGGUAAUCCUGGAAAAAUGGGAGCCGAUAAUCUCACCAGCAUUUCCCUCUCAGAUCCCCUUAUGGAUCUCCCUGCGAGGACUCCCACUUCACUACUGGAAAAGAGAGCUUCUCUACAGCAUCGGUGACAAGAUAGGUAACCUAAAAUCCUUCGAGUUAACGUCGUCGUCUGCAAAGAUAAAGAGUGGAAAUCAACGGGCUAGAGCCAAUAACAAAAGAGGCUAUCAUAGAAUUCGAAGGAGGAAGCGAAGCCCUAGUUACCUUGGAGUACCAUAA